Molecule: messenger RNA, 3909 nt
Organism: Anguilla rostrata (American eel)
Lineage: Eukaryota; Metazoa; Chordata; Actinopteri; Anguilliformes; Anguillidae
Product: carnitine O-acetyltransferase-like
Exons: 14
Coding region: 134-2029 (631 amino acids)
Biological process (GO): carnitine metabolic process, CoA-linked
Cellular component (GO): peroxisome
Molecular function (GO): carnitine O-acetyltransferase activity
Source: RefSeq, a predicted model, not a curated record
UAGUUACAAGCAAAAGCCGAAAGGGGUUCGCAAGCAAUAACAUUGGCACUUCGUCCUUGGACCUGCUGGGAAUGAAAGAUCAGUUUAUUUCUACAGUUUGAGUUCACCCCUGUUUGGGGGCGUUUCUGUAAAUAUGCUUGGUCUUCUGGCUAGAACGAUGGCUAAGCCAGCCAUCAUGAAGCCUUCAACCCUGGUGAAGCCAGUGUCGGUGACGAAGAUCGUCGGCCGAUACCUGGUCCACCAGGAGGGCCUACCCAAACUGCCGGUGCCACCCCUCAAACAGACCUGUGAGCGCUACUUGGCGGUGUUGGAGCCAAUCAUCAGCGAAGAGGAGCUGAGCCACACUCGCGAGCUACUGGCUGAGUUCCUGAGGCCCGGCGGCGUAGGGGAGAGGCUGCAGAAGGGCCUGGAACGCCGGGCUCGCAAGACUGAGAACUGGCUCUCCGAUUGGUGGUUGCAGACUGCUUAUCUGGAGUUCCGAUUGCCCGUGGUGAUGAACUCCAGCCCUGGCGUGGUCCUUCCCCGUCUGGAGUUUCAUGAUCGGCAGGGGCAGAUGAGGUUUGCCUCUAAGUUGAUUGCCGGUGUUUUGGAUUUCAAAUCCAUGAUCGACAAUGAGACCCUGCCUGUGGAAUACCUGGGUGGGAAGCCACUCUGCAUGAACCAGUAUUACCAGAUUCUGUCCUCCUGUCGUAUCCCUGGCCUAAAGAGAGACACGGUGGUGAACCAUGCCAUGAGCAAGACACCCCCCAUGCACAUCACUGUGGUGCACAACUUCCAGUUCUUCGUCUUGGACGUGUACAACAGUGACGGUUCCCCUCUAACGGUGGAUCAGAUCUACAUGCAGCUAGAGAAGAUCUGGAACUCAUCCCUGCAGACGAACAAAGAGCCAGUGGGCAUCCUGACCUCCCAGCACCGCAACUCCUGGGGAAAGGCCUACAACAACCUCAUCAAAGACAAAGUGAAUAAGGAGUCAGUGCGGGCCAUCCAGAAGAGCAUCUUCACCGUGUGCCUGGACGCCCCCAUGCCACGCGUUUCGGAUGACCUGUACCGCAGCCGCGUAGCCGCACAGAUGCUGCACGGAGGAGGCAGUCGCUGGAAUAGUGGGAACCGCUGGUUUGACAAAACCUUGCAGUUUAUAAUUGGAGAAGAUGGGUCAUGUGGUCUGAUCUAUGAGCACGCACCUGCUGAAGGACCCCCCAUCGUGGCCUUGGUGGACCACGUGGUUGAGUACACGAAGAAGUCGGAGAUGAUACGCUCCCCCAUGCUGCCCUUGCCCAUGCCCCCGAAACUGCGCUUCAACAUCACGCCCGAGGUCAAGAAGGACAUCGAGAAGGCCAAGCAGAACAUGAACAUAAUGGUGCAUGAGCUGGACGUGAAAGUCAUGGUGUUCACCCACUACGGGAAAAACGUCCCCAAAUCCUACAAGAUGAGCCCUGAUGCCUUCAUUCAGAUGGCUUUACAGCUGGCUUACUUCAGGAUGUACCAUCACUGCUGUUCCACCUAUGAGAGUGCCUCCCUGCGCAUGUUCGCACUGGGCCGCACCGACACCAUCCGGUCCACCUCUAUCGACUCUUUCAGAUUUGUCCAGGCCAUGGACGACUCUUCCAAACAGAACACAGAGAAGGUGGCUCUGUUGCAUAAGGCUGUCAGCGCUCACAGAGCCUACACUGAUAUGGCGAUCCACGGGCAGGCCAUCGACCGGCACCUGCUGGGGCUGAAGCUUCAGGGCAUCGAAGACCUGACCUCCAUGCCCGACAUCUUCAUGGACACGGCCUACGCCGUGGCCAUGCACUAUAACCUCUCUACCAGCCAGGUUCCGGCCAAGACGGACUGCGUGAUGUGCUUCGGGCCGGUCGUGCCGGACGGCUACGGCGUGUGCUACAACCCCAUGGAUGAGCACAUCAACUUCUCCGUGACGGCCUUCAACAGCUGCGCGGAAACCCACGCCGCCAAGCUAGCCCGCGCCCUGGAGGAGGCGCUGGUGGACAUGCGGGACCUGCUGGAUCAGACGCCCACGGCCAAGCUGUGAGGAAGGGGUACAGACGCUGCCCCAUUCUCUGGGGUUCCAAACUGACGGUGGUGAAAACUGUCUGGGGGGGGGUUGUUGGGCAUUUUCACGUGGCUAUUCAGCGUUUCACUGAUUAAGCUGGAGCUGGGGCUACCGUUUUAUCGCCUGCGACCCCCCCGGAAAAAAACAGACCUCACAUGCCCCACCCCCAGGGUGGGAGCAGAGGGCACUGUCCUUUGUUCUGCCUUUUGCUGGAAGCGUAGAAUUUUUUUUUUUUACGAAGAACCUUAAAUGAAGAUUUGAUUCUCGUAAAUGAUUCACUUCUGGUUUAAAACGUUGCCGUGUUCCCACAGUUCAGAAAUGAGUGAAAAACGGGUGCCAAAGUUGCUUCUCCUAUUUUGUUACAUAAAUGGUUUAUGAGCAUAAUGGAGAUACAGUAGUUUGUAUUUAUUUUUUGCCAUUCGUCAGGUGACAAAAUGUUUUUUUGUUGUUGUUGUUGUUUUUCUGGAAUAUUUAUUUGCAAAUUUGAAACUGACCCUGUAAAUAGUUUUGGUUGUAAUUACGCAUUUGGGUCAGUUUUUUUUUUUUCUAACAUUGUGCAUUAAAGGGGUUGUUUAAUUAGCAGUUUAAUUUGUGAAUUGGCUAUAGUAAUAGUAUUGUGAAUAUUGAAUGCAUUUGCUGUUUUCAAGGAAUGGGUCUUAGCUAACUGAAAAGUGAGCAUUUGCACGAAACACAUACUGUAAGUUUGCCAGUAGAAUUAUGUCAUGGAACAAACUAAUAGUUUGUAAAACAAUUUUGGACCCAGGGCCUCAUCUCUUAGCAUUAUGUAUUCCAAACACAAUAGAAGGUACUAUUCUGACAGUGGUGUACGUUUUCCAUGACCCUUUCAGUUGGUCCUCGAGUUCCUGUUGCAGUACAAACAUAACGUUAGCAUGGCCAGGCGGUUUUAUUAUGUGUGUUAUUGGGGUAAUCACUGCAGUGCAGUAUCUCAGUGCAGUGUGCCUUCAAAUCUCCCUGCCGCUUCAAUAAAACAUGCACUGAGUUAGAAUUAUAAUUCAGUCUAUAAUUCAGACAUGUGCCUUCAUAAUUAAUUUAGCACUGGAUUACUGCCAUUAAUUACCUCCCUUACCAUACCAGUGUGUUAAUACCCAUUAAUAAUACCAAUUAUCUUGCAAUAUUAAACAACCAAUGCAAACCUCAGAUUAGUAGUCAGUUCUGAUUGACUUACAGGGAUAUGAAACGUCAGUCUGUUUUGUGUCGUAUAUCUUGCUUGUAUGGAUUUGAACCCAAUUUGAGUAAUGACAAAUUUUAAGAUUGAGGCUUUACAUUAAAAAUCAUGAAAACCAUUAAAAAUUAACAUCUUUAUGUGUUCUGUAUACAGCACUGCUAUCAUUGUUCUAUCACUGAAGUGUUUUUAAAUUCUUGUAUUCAUUGUUCAGAUUGUGUUUUAUGCCAUUCAACACUGCCGCGGGACACAGCACAGUGGCCUGAAGUACUAGGCAUUUUUCUUUCUUUUUCUUUUUUUUUUGUCUGUCUGUCAGUGAGUGGCUAGUUUGUCACAUGGCCACUUUUGACCAGUUGGAUAGAGCACACACUGUGAAGAUAAAAUAAACUUUGUCAUUUUGUAAAUCUAGCAUGAAACUUGUUCAGACACACAAGUGCCAUAUAUUAUUAAUGCCUUGUUAAAAUAUUGUUUUCUGUACAUUAUGUUUAUUGGUUUGUUAAUUUAUCUAAAAUCAAGUGUUAUGUGUGGCAAUGACAUGCAUUUCAAGUUCUGAAACGUACUGAAACAAAAUCUAUGCAAAAAAGCUUUCUACUUUCUGUGCCUUGUCAUCACGGUUUGUGCAAAUACUCUGUGGCCUUGAAGCUGUGGUGUUCAAUAAAACUAUAGAAUUGUGCAA